Molecule: messenger RNA, 348 nt
Organism: Puccinia graminis f. sp. tritici CRL 75-36-700-3
Lineage: Eukaryota; Fungi; Basidiomycota; Pucciniomycetes; Pucciniales; Pucciniaceae
Exons: 1
Coding region: 1-348 (115 amino acids)
Source: RefSeq, a predicted model, not a curated record
AUGUUUCAAGCCUGUGGUGAUCAAGAGAUUAAACGUCUCAAAAACCGAAACUUCAACAUGGAAUGGCAUAGGGCAGGAUUGCCGGGGAUCAUCCAUGUUUUGAAAGGGGCAGGGCCUGAUGUAGGCCUUUCAAACGGUGCAGCAGGCGGUGGAAACUUCCCCUGGGAAGAUAGGGAACAAUCGGAGGACUUUAUUUCCCACCAAAAUGGUGAAAUGGCUCGCGCGCCAAAUUUGGUAUGGGCUGCAAGCCCCUCUUUCAGAGGCUCGCUUUGCGAGGUGCCCGUGGCACGCUGGGGUCCCCCCAGCCCUCCGAAACGAGGGGAUUGUGUUAAGCUAGAACCUAUGUAG